UGUCACACCUUCGGCGAGACUUGAUUAGGUUGUUCGGAGCAAAGAGCCAACUGGCCGUAUCGAACCCGUAUGGGGAUCGGGUGCCAAACAAAAAAGAAGAAGAAGAAGAAGCAAAGAGCAAAGAAAAAGAAUAAAAAAUGCUGCAUUCUCGGAUCUGUGUCUUUAAAACGGAACAUGUAAAGCUAUACAUCCUCCUGUAUCGUCUUAAUAAGACAUGAUCGCUGACGUUAUCCGAUGGAUAGAUCCAGGAGGACUUGGAUGAACGUUAUGUAGACGUCUAAGCGAUAAAAUGUAUUGCUUACUGCGCCCUUAUCUUCAAAAGUGCCGCCGUAUCUUGUCGAGGGUUAAGCCGGGAUACGUGCUCUUCUUUUUCGGCGUGAUAGCCCUGUUGGAAUUUUUUGGAGUGUUCAUCCAUCUGUUCGAGGUCACGUACGACGAGAACUUUGCGUAUCCGUACGAAGGCAACGUCCACGACUUCGUAAAUGCUCUACGGCGCAACGAGAGGCCUGAGAUUGAGCCGAUAAACGAGUACAAGUAUACUUUUAUCCUGAAACAGCCGCAAAAGUGCAAGGAAGACGUGGACACGCUCCGUCUAGUGUACGUAGUCAAGUCCGCCUUGGAGAACUUUGACAGGAGGACCGCCAUACGCAAUUCGUGGGGGAUCGAGAAGAGAUUCUUCGACGUGCCAGUGAGAACGAUUUUCGUGGUAGGUACGCACCCGGACGACGAGGAGAUGGACGCAAGACUGAAGCUCGAGGCAGCGAUCUACAAGGACAUCAUACAAGCGGACUUCGUAGACUCGUACUACAACAACACCAUCAAAACGAUGAUGGGUCUCAAGUGGCUGGUGAAAUAUUGCCCCAACUCGAGGUUCUACAUGUUCGUGGACGACGACAUGUACGUGUCGGUGAAAAAUGUGGUGACGUUCAUCAGGAACCCGGCGAACUAUCCGUUUUACCUGAUGGAGUCGAGAAAGGUAUACAAUGCUCACAAGAGGGAGAUCAAACGGUCCGAUUUAGUGGACUACGAGAGUGUCGAUGACAGUCCUGCCAGUAGGAACGCGACGUACAACUCGAAAGCCAGUGAAAUAAAAUCCUCCGUGCGGAGCUUCGCGAUUCACGCGUCCACGAAUAACAGCGGGAUGGACGUGUCUGAGAAACGAGACGCGGGAAACGGUGAAAAUCUCACGGUGGCGGGUAAACGGUCGCCCGAGUCGAGUGCAGCGACGUUGAACAGGAAGAAACGACAGCUGUUCGAUUUCGAGCUGCCCGACGACGUCAGGCUGUUCGCGGGAUUCGUGUUCAUGCGCUCGGCGCCACAUCGGCACAAGUUCUCCAAGUGGUACGUCUCGUUGAGGGAAUACCCGUAUCACCUGUGGCCACCGUACGUCACGGCCGGUGCAUUUAUUCUGUCCAAGGAAGCGCUGCUGGACCUGUACUACACGAGUUUUUACACCAAGCACUUUAGGUUCGACGAUAUUUUUCUAGGCUUAGUCGCGAGGAAGGCCGACAUAGUGCCGUUCCAUUGCGAGGAUUUUCACUUUUACAAGAAGGCGUACACGAAGUACGGUUACAAGUACGUCAUAACGUCUCACGGAUACGACGAUCCGAACGAACUCGUGCAAGUUUGGAACGAGCAGAAGGCCCUCGGAAACGCCUAAGUUUAUAAAUAUCGCGAUAUAUCUAAUAAUAAUAUAUUCUAUCGUGUCCAAAUCUGCAAAUUCAGUGCAUCACAUAGCACGUUUUUAAUAAAAAUAUCUUAAGAUCAUUGUAUAAUAUGCAUGUAUAUACAUACACGUAUGUUAUGUGUACAUAUAUGCACAUAUAGACACAAACGAGAGUAUAUCAAAAUAAUAUAUAACAAUAUAUAUAUAUAUAUAUAUAUAUAUAUAUAUGAAAAAGAUUUAAUUUAUUGUAAAAGAUAUUCUACAAUUUAAGUCGCUGCUUGGUUUGUAAAUUUUAUUUUGUAAAUUUUCGUCACAGACUGAUUAGUAUUAUUCCUAUGCAAUUAAAUAACAUAUAUAUGUAUUUGUACAGUAAAUAAAUUUUGUAGAGUCUAAUAGAGCUUAUGUCCUAAACGUUUGUAUAUUUAUAAUUUUGUACUCGUUAAUUAUUAGCUACGUUUCCGAUGAUGAUGAUCAUGUACCGAUGAUAGUAUUCACCGAUGAUGAUUUAAUAAAUACAUUUUC
Messenger RNA from Ooceraea biroi (clonal raider ant), 2188 nucleotides. It is a transcript of the gene brn, whose product is annotated as beta-1,3-galactosyltransferase brn. Gene Ontology annotation, cellular component: Golgi membrane. Gene Ontology annotation, biological process: protein O-linked glycosylation. Lineage: Eukaryota; Metazoa; Arthropoda; Insecta; Hymenoptera; Formicidae. Gene Ontology annotation, molecular function: UDP-glycosyltransferase activity; hexosyltransferase activity. The record is from RefSeq and is a predicted model, not a curated record.